Molecule: messenger RNA, 486 nt
Organism: Mesorhabditis spiculigera
Lineage: Eukaryota; Metazoa; Nematoda; Chromadorea; Rhabditida; Rhabditidae
Source: the annotation of a GenBank genome assembly
AUGUCGGUUGUGGAAGCUACUCCCAAAGCGUCGACAGGAGCUGGAAAAGCAAUGUCUACAACGCCCGUCCCCGGCAAUUUCGAUGAAGUGAAUAAGAGAAUUACGCGGAUUGAAAAGGAGAUUUCAGCGUUAACUGUCAUCACUCGUUCGGAGGCCUUGCUUGUGUCUUACGUCGACGUAACGAAGUUCGGUUAUGAAAGACAGAGUUACAAGCAAAUGUUUCUCGACCUUUCGAAGAAGCUCAUCGUUGUCGAUAUUUCUGAGAAGAUUAGAAGUGUGAUAAAACUUUCGUCGAACAAGGAAAAUGAACACCAGUUUGUGGUAAAUCUUCUUGAUGCGGAACUUCUGAAGUUGUAUUCGGGAAAAGAAUUCGGGAAGAAGAUUCGUGAAUUAAAUGCUGAACGCGGCACGAGGCUAACGAUUUCGAACAAGUUUCAGCAUUUUGGACGAGGUUUGUUUCGGUCCAACUAUCGCAAUAGAUUUGAU